AUGCCCGGCCACGUUGUGAAGAGCACGGGUCCCGACCCCGAUCCCACUGAAUACCUCUUCAUUUCCGCCGAGCAAAGACGCAUCGACCAGACGAAGCCUUACGACCCCAAGAAGUCCGUCUGGGCUCCUGACCAGGCGGAGGGUUUCGUCGAAGCCCAACUCCAGGGCGCUAAAGGAGAGAAGAUGCUGACCGUAAAGCUUCCAAGUGGUGAGAUAAAGGAUUUUAAGAAGGAGCUCAUCGGUCAGGUCAACCCUCCCAAGUACGAGAAGUGUGAGGAUGUGUCCAACUUGACCUUCCUUAAUGAUCCCUCAGUCUACUACGUCCUUAAGUCUCGUUACCAGGCCAAGCUCAUCUACACCUACUCCGGACUUUUCUGUAUCGUCGUUAACCCCUACAAGCGUUACCCCAUCUACACCAACCGCGCCGUCAAUAUCUACAUGGGCAAGAGGCGUAAUGAGGUUCCCCCUCAUCUCUUCGCCAUCUGCGAUGGUGCUUACCAGAACAUGAUGCAAGGUAUGCACUUAAUAGUUGAUCGUCAGAACCAAUCUAUGCUUAUCACUGGUGAGUCUGGAGCUGGAAAAACUGAGAACACAAAGAAAGUGUUGUCGUACUUCGCUAACGUUGGUGCCUCUGACAAGAAAGAAACUAAGCAGAGGCACCAACCUCCAGACUCCCACUUUUCAAAGAAAACACCCAUAUUAGAAGCUGGAGUAACGGUUACAAAGAGGUAG
This is a messenger RNA of Penaeus monodon (black tiger shrimp), 732 nucleotides long. RefSeq names its product myosin heavy chain, muscle-like. The transcript has 5 exons. Gene Ontology annotation, biological process: vesicle transport along actin filament; actin filament organization. Gene Ontology annotation, cellular component: actin cytoskeleton; vesicle; cytoplasm. The record is from RefSeq and is a predicted model, not a curated record. Lineage: Eukaryota; Metazoa; Arthropoda; Malacostraca; Decapoda; Penaeidae. The coding region runs from base 1 to 732 and encodes 243 amino acids. Gene Ontology annotation, molecular function: ATP binding; microfilament motor activity; actin filament binding.